Molecule: messenger RNA, 462 nt
Organism: Rhincodon typus (whale shark)
Lineage: Eukaryota; Metazoa; Chordata; Chondrichthyes; Orectolobiformes; Rhincodontidae
Product: ankycorbin-like
Exons: 5
Coding region: 202-462 (86 amino acids)
Molecular function (GO): actin binding
Source: RefSeq, a predicted model, not a curated record
GCACGUUCCCGGCGGUGGGAAGGGGGAACAAUGGCACGCGCAGUGGCUGCGCUUUCGGCCGCGCGGCAGCCCCAGUUCUGCUGAACUCCAGACCCGUCUGCAACUUUAACACUGAGUCCAGUCAGCCCGUUCUCCUGCAAAGCCGUACGCUGCUAUGGGACUCUGUUGAAGUUUGGCACUCAGCAGGAACGUUGGGUGAAAAUGAAAAGCUUAAAAGCCAAAUUCAGAAAAAGUGAUACACAUGAAUGGAGCAAGAAUGAUGACCGACUACUGCAAGCUGUGGAGCAUGGCGACACAGAGAAAGUGGCAGCCCUUUUGGGUAAAAAAGGGAUCAGUCCCACAAAACUGGACAGUGAGGGCAAGUCUGCUUUUCACUUGGCUGCCUCAAAGGGACAGGUGGAAUGCUUGGGAGCGAUGCUUUCUCAUGGUCUUGAUCUAACCAUACCUGAUGGCUCAGAUUGA